This is a messenger RNA of Chiloscyllium plagiosum (whitespotted bambooshark), 905 nucleotides long. The record is from RefSeq and is a predicted model, not a curated record. NCBI's taxonomy places the organism in Eukaryota, Metazoa, Chordata, Chondrichthyes, Orectolobiformes, Hemiscylliidae.
GGUCACAGCACAGGGUCCGAGCACAGGGUCCCAGCACAGGAUCCCAGCACAGGGUCCGAGCACAGGAUCCCAGCACAGGGUCCGAGCACAGGGUCACAACACAGGGUCCCAGCACAGGGUCCGAGCACAGGAUCCCAGCACAGGGUCCCAGCACAGGGUCCCAGCACAGGGUCCCAGCACAGUAUUCCAGCACAGGGUCCCAGCACAAGGUCCCAGCAGAGGAUCACAGCACAGGAUCCCAGCACAGUGUCCGAGCACAGGAUCCCAGCACAGGGUCCGAGCACAGGAUCCCAGCACAGGGUCCGAGCACAGGAUCCCAGCACAGGGUCCGAGCACAGGAUCCCAGCACAGGGUCCGAGCACAGGAUCCCAGCACAGGGUCCGAGCACAGGAUCCCAGCACAGGGUCCGAGCACAGGAUCCCAGCACAGGGUCCGAGCACAGGAUCCCAGCACAGGGUCCGAGCACAGGAUCCCAGCACAGGGUCCGAGCACAGGAUCCCAGCACAGGGUCCGAGCACAGGAUCCCAGCACAGGGUCCGAGCACAGGAUCCCAGCACAGGGUCCGAGCACAGGAUCCCAGCACAGGGUCCGAGCACAGGAUCCCAGCACAGGGUCCGAGCACAGGAUCCCAGCACAGGGUCCGAGCACAGGAUCCCAGCACAGGGUCCGAGCACAGGAUCCCAGCACAGGGUCCGAGCACAGGAUCCCAGCACAGGGUCCGAGCACAGGAUCCCAGCACAGGGUCCGAGCACAGGAUCCCAGCACAGGGUCCGAGCACAGGAUCCCAGCACAGGGUCCGAGCACAGGGUCCCAGCACAGGAUCCCAGCACAGGAUCCCAGCACAGGGUCCCAGCACAGGGUCCCAGCACAGUGUCCCAGCACAGGGUCCCAGCACAGAAUCCUAG